Messenger RNA from Sparassis crispa, 3627 nucleotides. RefSeq names its product DNA repair protein. Gene Ontology annotation, cellular component: nucleus. Bases 1 to 3627 code for a protein of 1208 amino acids. The transcript has 10 exons. Gene Ontology annotation, molecular function: DNA endonuclease activity; single-stranded DNA binding. The record is from RefSeq and is a predicted model, not a curated record. Gene Ontology annotation, biological process: nucleotide-excision repair. Lineage: Eukaryota; Fungi; Basidiomycota; Agaricomycetes; Polyporales; Sparassidaceae.
AUGGGUGUCAAGUCACUGUGGUCUCUUUUGGAUCCAGUCGGCAGACCGGUACUACUCGAGACGAUGGAAGGGAAAGCUAUGGCUAUUGAUUCAAGUAUCUGGAUAUACCAAUUCCAAGCAACGAUGCGCGACAAGGAAGGCCGCGGAUUGGUUAACGCGCAUGUGCUGGGUUUCCUGCGCCGUAUCUGCAAACUUUUAUUCUACGGCAUCCAGCCGGUGUUCGUCUUUGAUGGAGGCGCACCCACUUUGAAGAGGGCGACUAUUGCCGAGCGGAAGAAGAAAAAGAGCGGUGCUGCGAUCAGCCAUGCGAAGCUUGCAGAAAGGUUACUUGCUGCACAGAUGAGACGGGAAGCACUCUGUCACGUUCAGGCCAAGUCCUCCGAUGGCAAGGGGAAAGGCAAAGCGCCUGCAGGUCCGGUCACUCUGGAUGAGAACACUGUCUACCUGGAGGAUCUCGAUGAAAAUACUCCUAGAACUCCCCCAAAGAAAGUUCCGCAGGACGGAGGGCAGCCUUCACCUCCAUCGUCCAAGAAGAAGUCCCGCUGGCAGGAUCACGAUCCCUACAAACUCCCAGAGGUAAAUCUUGAGGACGUUAUCGCCAAAGCGACUCGUUCGUCGGUUCCUGACCCACGCCUUGCGACGGAAGAAGAACUGAGCGCGUUCAUCGAAGAGAUGCGUCCGGAAGAUUUCGAUGUCACGUCUCCCGCAUUCCACGAACUACCGACAGAAGUCAAGUAUGAAAUUGUAGGCGAUUUGAGGCUCAAGUCUCGUCAGACGUCUUAUAAACGUCUCCAAAACAUGUUGAGGAAUGCGAAGACACCUCUUGACUUCUCUAAGGAGCAAAUCAAGAAUUUGAAGCAGCGCAACUCUCUGACCCAGCAGCUACUCGUAACCACCGACAGUAUCGGUAAGGCUCAUGUCCAAAUCCCCAUCCGGAUCGCGAGCGAACGAAAUCGAGAGUACUUGCUAGUCAAGAACGAGGGGGAAGGUGGCGGUUGGGUGCUGGGCAUACGCGACGAGGGUACCCAAUCGAAGCCAAUCGAAAUCGACCAAAACCAGGAGAAGGUAGAGGAAAAAGAGGGCAGCGAUGACGAUGAAAAUAUGGAAGAAGUGGAUAUAUCCGCGAAAAACACGCCGUAUGACUUAGACCUAAGAGAACUUCGAAGGGGUCAAGCAUUAACUGCUCUCGCCAAGCGAUACACGCCGAAGAAGUUAGCUCCUCUUACUACAAAGAUCAAGAAACCCAAGCCCAGGUCCCAACCGUUAUUCGCGCCCGAUGAGGAUGAGGAACCGGCGGUCCAAGCGUCGGAGGACGACGGCGAGCUUUCUCUGGCCAUACAGCAGUCACUAGUGUAUGAGGAAGAGUCCAACCUGCGAAGAGCCCUGGAAGCAUCGAGAUCUGAGAUGGCUAGCUCUUAUGGAUCAAACAUUGGCGCGUCGACAUCGAGCUCUACUUCAGCACUUGCUGGACCCUCCACUCCUCCGCAUCAUGCGUCCACGUCCCGGAUAGAAGGCAGGUUAUCGAUGGACCUUGAAUCAGAUGAUGACGACAUGUAUGCGUCUCCCACAAGACUAGAGACAGCGUUGUCCAUUGGUGGCGCAGGUCCACUGAGGAGGCCACUCUCACACGCUGCACAGCCAAUGGCAAAUUCGCCAUCUAGUCGACGGCAACCUACGUUUGGCGUUCCCACAUUGCUGUUACCUCGACAGUCGCCGAUCUCUGUAGCCCCGCAUCCGCCACCAGCAAUCACAGUAUCGGACUCGGAAGACGACAUGGAGGAGGUACCCGUGCCGCCCCCUUCUGCUCCCUCGUCCGUGCAAAGUGUAGCGAGAUUGUCAACAGCGAUUAUGCAGCUGCCAAGCCCACCUCAACGUCCUCGUUCUCCGUCACCCCUUACUGCUCCCUUAGAGUCGGACUCUGACGACGAUAUGCAGGAAGUACUGCCUUCUGUUCCGGCGCAAUCAAGAUCUCAGCAGUCUGCCGAUACGGCAGCGGAGUUUCGACCAACAUCAACACCUGCAACGCCUCUAGCUGCUCCUGAACUAGAUAUUCACUCGGUGCCUCCACGAUUAUCAGGCCCAUCUACAAAUAGAGACACCGGCGAAGCCUUGGGUGUUCCUCAAGAGCGUUCGCAUUCGCCUUCGCCGGCCCUCCAGUUCAAAAUUAAUUAUCAUUCAAACGAAGAUGAAGGAGCCUCAGGGUCUGAGAACGAAAACGAGCGUUGGUCUCGCUCUCCAUCUCCCACUACCGGGCCUUCUCAAGACAAAACUGCACCCGCAGUGUCUACAGCAGAAGGGUGGGACCCGGCGGAGGAGAUGGACCCGCAGGCUGAGGAAGGCGAAUUCGCACGGUUCAUAUCGCAGGUCAAAGGCAGAGACCUCGACACCGUGAGGCGCGAGAUUGACGACGAGAUCUCUGCGCUGAACCAGCAGAAGAAAGUCGCGAUGCGGGAUUCGGAAGACAUAACACAGCAGAUGAUUUCGCAGAUUAUGAUCAUGCUACGCCUCUUCGGUAUCCCAUACAUCACAGCGCCCAUGGAAGCAGAGGCACAAUGUGCGGAGCUGCUUGCGCUGAACCUGGUUGACGGUAUCAUCACAGAUGACUCUGACGUAUUCCUCUUUGGAGGUAUGCGAGUGUUGAAGAAUAUGUUUAACCAGUCCAAGACAGUGGAAUGCUUCUUGUUACCGGACCUCGAGCGUGAACUUGGCUUAGACCGCGAUAAACUCAUACGGUUGGCUUAUCUACUGGGCAGUGAUUACACCGACGGCCUUCCUGGGGUUGGUCCCGUCGUUGCUAUGGAGCUGCUGAAGGAGUUUCCUGGGCAGGACGGACUUCACAAAUUCAAGGACUGGUGGCAGAAGAUCCAGAGCGGAAGAGACAAGCCCGAGGAUACGCAGUCAAAAUUCCGCAAGCGUUUCAAGAAGAGAUUUAAAGAACUAUAUUUGCCGGACGACUGGCCAAACGCUGCUGUCAGAGACGCGUACCACCAUCCGACGGUAGAUGAAUCCGAAGAACCGUUUAAAUGGGGUUUGCCCGACCUGGAUGCCCUUCGCCACUUCUUUAACUCAGAGCUGGGGUGGAGUCCCACAAAAGUGGAUGAUCUUCUGCUACCGAUCAUUCACAAGAUGGGCAAGCGAGGACAAAGUUCUGCAAUGAACAAGCAAGGAAAUCUGAAUAGUUUCUUUGAUGUUCCUAUAGGUGGUGCCCACGCGCCUAGGAAGCGGCAAGCAUACGGCAGCAAGCGUCUUCAAGAUGUUCUCACCGACUUCAGAAAAAAACGCGACCAAGCGGAGCGUGUUCCGGGUGCCUCCGCUGACUCAGGCGAAGAGUCGGCAGAGAAGCCAGCGAAGAAAAGGAAGACAAAUGGCGCCAAGGUCAAAGGCAAGGAACGUACUGCUCGUGGUAAGACCGCUCGAGGAGGGAAAGCAAGGAAGUCCAGGAAACGGAAACAGUCGACUGCGGCAAGUGAGGAAGACCAGAAUGAUCAGGACGCUGUGGUGCCCGCACAGACGAACAGCCCUCCCCCGUUGUCGGUCAAUCUACGACCUCGUCCUAAACCCAAACCUGCGUAUAAGGAAGGGAUAACUGAGCCGGCCUCGGACGAUGGUGACAUUGAUGAUAGUUGA